This is a messenger RNA of Mesoplodon densirostris (Blainville's beaked whale), 1599 nucleotides long. It is a transcript of the gene LCP2, whose product is annotated as lymphocyte cytosolic protein 2. NCBI's taxonomy places the organism in Eukaryota, Metazoa, Chordata, Mammalia, Artiodactyla, Ziphiidae. The transcript has 21 exons. Gene Ontology annotation, molecular function: protein binding. Gene Ontology annotation, biological process: cell surface receptor protein tyrosine kinase signaling pathway; intracellular signal transduction. The record is from RefSeq and is a predicted model, not a curated record. The coding region runs from base 1 to 1599 and encodes 532 amino acids.
AUGGCAUUCAGAAACGUGCCCUUUCGCUCUGAGGUCCUGGCCUGGGACCCUGACAUGCUUGCAGACUAUUUCAAGAAGCUGAACUACAAGGACUGUGAGAAGACUGUGAAGACAUACCACAUCGACGGGCUGCGGUUUUUGAACCUGGCAGAGAAUGACAUCCAGAAGUUCCCUAAACUCCGGGUGCCGAUCCUCAGUAAGUUAAGUCAAGAAAUCAACAAGAAUGAAGAGAGAAGGAGCAUUUUCACACGCAAACCCCAAGUCCAGCGGUUUCCUGAGGAAACAGAAAGCCAUGAAGAAGACAAUGGAGGCUGGUCUUCCUUUGACGAUGACUAUGAAAGUCCCGAUGAUGAUCAGUAUGGGGAGGAUGACGGUGACUAUGAGUCCCCCAAUGAAGAGGAAGAGGCUCCCACGGAAGAUGACGCCGAUUAUGAGCCACCACCCUCCAAUGAUGAGGAGGCUUUGCAGAACUCCAUCCUGCCUGCCAAGCCUUUCUCCAGCCCCAGCCCCAUGUACAUAGACCGGCCCCACUCCGGGAAAGUGCAGCAGCCGCCCGUGCCCCCGCAGAGGCCGAUGGCCGCCAUCCCUCCUUUGCCCUCCGGUGGCCGGGCUCACUCGCCACUACCGCCACCCCAGCCCAACCACGAAGAGCCUGGCAGAAGCAGGAACCACAAAACAGCAAAGCUCCCUGCUCCUUCCAUAGACAGAAGCACGAAACCGCCCCUAGAUCGUUCCUUAGCUCCGUUUGACAGAGAGCCCUUCGCACUAGGAAAGAAACCAGCGAUUUCUGACAAGCUCUCCGCCCCAGCAGGAAGGCCUCUCGGGGAGCAUUUACCCAAGAUACAAAAGCCCCCGUUGCCACCAGCCAUGGAAAGGCACGACAGAAGCAGCCCCCUGCCAGGGAAGAAGCCACCUGUGCCAAAGCAUGGAUGGGGAUCAGACAGAAGAGAGAAUGAUGAAGAUGAUGUACAUCAGAGAUCUCUGCCCCAGCCAGCACUGCUCCCCAUGAGCUCCAACACCUUCCCUUCCAGAUCUACCAAGCCAUUGCCCAAGCACUCCUUCCCAUCAGCUCACCUGCCCGGAGCCUUCUCAGAAAGCAACAGUGGUUUUUCGCAGAGUGCCUCCCUGCCGCCAUACUUCUCUCACGGCCCUACCAACAGGCCACCUCCCAGAGGUGAAGGCAGGAGCUUUCCCUCGCCAGCUCCAAACAAACCUCAGCUACCAUCCCGUUCGGAAGAAGAGAAUUCAUUAAAUGAAGACUGGUACGUUUCUUAUAUUACCCGAUUAGAGGCAGAAGCGGCUCUUAGAAAGAUAAACCAGGAUGGCACUUUCCUGGUUAGAGACAGCUCUAGAAAAACAAUAACCAAUCCAUACGUCCUCAUGGUGUUGUACAAAGAUAAAGUUUACAACAUCCAGAUCCGUUAUCAGGAGGAAAGCCAAGUUUACUUGUUGGGAACUGGACUCCGAGGGAAAGAGGACUUUCUGUCUGUGUCAGAUAUUAUCGACUACUUCAGGAAAAUGCCACUUCUGCUCAUUGAUGGGAAGAACCGAGGUUCCAGAUACCAGUGCACAUUAACGUAUUCUGCAGGUUAUCCCUAG